GGUCGGGGUCACAGGCCAGGUUCAGCAGGUAGCUAGCAGCGUAGUACAGAGGGUCAGGCAGAGGGAUGGUCAGGGUCACAAGCCAGGGAUCAGAACAGGAGAAGUCAGCAGCGGUUCAGGAUCAUGCAGGUCAGCAAAGGAACAGAAACAGGAUGCAGGACAGAUACAGGGCCCAGGACAAACACAACACCAAGGCAGAGUCUGCAAGUCUGGCCAUCCCUUCAAUACACCAGUAUCAUCAGUUCCAGGUGUUAGCUGGCUGAAAGGUUGAGUCUCUGAUUGCUGGGAGCACCCCGCUGGCCAGCCCUGGUACUGCAGAUCAAAAGGCAGGUGAAGUCCCCACACAUUGCUGGCCAGUCCAUUCCUGACACAUGCCACUUCUGUAAGUUUAAAUGCCGCUCAUUAACAGAUAAUUUGUUGUUUUACAGACGAUCAAGAGCAAUUUUAGGACAGAC
Molecule: messenger RNA, 455 nt
Organism: Staurois parvus
Lineage: Eukaryota; Metazoa; Chordata; Amphibia; Anura; Ranidae
Source: the annotation of a GenBank genome assembly